Aedes aegypti (yellow fever mosquito) is the source of this 6680-nucleotide messenger RNA. RefSeq lists its product as uncharacterized. Lineage: Eukaryota; Metazoa; Arthropoda; Insecta; Diptera; Culicidae. Bases 384 to 3851 code for a protein of 1155 amino acids. The transcript is spliced from 2 exons. The record is from RefSeq and is a predicted model, not a curated record.
UUUUGUUUUUGUUAUUUGAAUUUAGAAUAUUUUGAAUUUGUUGGUUUAUUGAAUUUGGCCGGGGCAAAAGCAUUCCGCUGACCCCCGAGUACUCAAAUUCCGAACUCUCCAAAGAACUAUCGAACGCAGGUCGUGUAAUCGUGGAAAAGUCAAUCAGAAAACUACAACGCGGAGAGUCCUACGACCACUGUCAAUCGUUUGACGACAAAAAGUUUGUUAUCGACAAGAACGGGAAGAUUUUCGAACGCAAGAAGAAAGGCCGCCUGUACAGUCUAGGUGGUAAUGAUCCACCGCGGAAGUGUAAUCGCGGCCGGCUGGACCGGCUCAAAACCGUCGGCACGUUCGACAUCACCAACGAAAUCUCGCGACUCAGUCAGAAAACGAUGAACCUGAACGAACGCAUCAUCGGUAACCAACUGUUUGCCCAAACCGUUGACGAGGUCUCUACCACUGUCAUAGGUAGUGCCGCCGGUGGUAUCGGUAUCGGAUUGGUCCCAUGCAUAGCUACGGCAACCUUCGGAGCUCCUUUGACCAAUGCCGGUACCGAUACGACCGAUCAUCCACCACAGCAACAACAGCUCAGUGGCGUUAUCCGACCGGGUAACGGUCCAACACUGUUGAAGCAAAACACCGAAAUCAUCCACCUAUCGCCUCAUCAUCACCUGCCACCCAAUCAUCCACUGGUGCUGCAACAACAGCAACAGCAACUGAAAGCCGCCAAAAGCCGAAGCCUAAGUACGGGUUCCUACAUUACUAAAGAAUCGAGUGUUCAAUCUAGCAUAGAGAAGAUUAUCAAAUCCAAUAGCAAUUCCGAGCUGAACGAGAACGCGCAAAAGACGAUCGACACAAUUCCGAAGAACAAAUCAUUAGAAGAUAGUAGAACUAUGAAGCUCAACCAGUCGCACUCGCCGUUGCGCAAACCGAUUCUGCGCAAGUCCAAGAAGAUCAUCCGAACCGAUUCGGAGUUCCUCAAGGGCAACAUCUACGAGAAGGAAUCGAGCCUGUCGAGCUCGCAAUACACACCGACACACGAGAAGCGGCGAGAGUUCGCCGAGUACCGUAGCAGCAAUCCAUCCUCGGAAACGCACAAAUCGACCGACGAAAGUUCGAAAAACAUUUCAACGGACGAAAUCGACACGGUGUUCUCCGACACGAUGGAGUUGGAGCAAAUGGAAGCCGACUACAAGAUGCAUUUGAAGAACAACCUCCAGCGAGAAUACAAAAGCGAUAGCGAUACCCUAGACGAGGUGGGGAAGAAACAACCUGACUACAACACGUGGAAAAAUCAAAGUUACGAGAAUACGUUUGACAUUUUCGAAGAGAAAGAUCAGGAGCCAGAAGAAAGUGGGAGCUCUGCAAAACCAGCACUUAGACCUGAAGAAGAUACGAAGAAAGAGAAAGAAAGAUCAAAGAGUACGGAAACCAACAUCACACGAAAAUCUAGCGAAACGGACCUGAAAUCCAAACGAAGCGCAGACCGGCCGACGGAGCUAGAGCUAGGAACCUCGUCGGACGGUAGCAAACACCCUUCGGUGGACGGUUCCUUCGGUCAUAUCUUCGAGAAAAAUCUCGGCCGAUUCAAAAAGAUGAACAAACUGCUCAAGUGCAAGCGUUUCAGCACUUCGGCUCUGUACGACAAGAAGAAUAAACCAAACUUCAAGGAGACCAUUUUCUUUGAAGGCAAAACCUCACCGGCAAAGACAACCACAGAGCCAGCCAUACGAUCGCCCGUCAAAUCCUACCACUCGCAGUCCAAAGUAUCGAUCACCUCUUCCAAGUCUUCCCUCUUCGGUACGAAGAAAAGCAACGUGUUCACCCUCAAAGGAAAGAAGUUUCUAUUCCCAACAAGCAACAACGCCGCUACUAACGGCAAUGGGAAAACCUCCCCGAACAAGUCCAAAUCCAACAACGAGAUCAGCUACUUCCGAACCAAGUCUACCAAGGGUUCGAAAAAGUCGCUGAAAAACAAUAGCACAGCGUGCCUGAAUCUGGAAACUACGUGUACAUCGCCACUCUCAGAGGCAUUCUACAAUACGACGGGGAGCGUGCGGCUCAGCGCCAUGGAACUGUACGAGAAAUUUUGUUCCCAGGAUUUCAGCGGGCUAUACAAACACGAAGCGCUGCGAGGUGAUCAGGGAGACGGUCAGGAAGGACCGCACUCGGGACAGUACGAUCCGAACCGUAGCCUGGGAGCGAUACGGAAGUAUAAGCGACGAAACUUCAAGCUACUGCGACAGAAAAGCGAACCGAAAUUCUCCUUCAGAACCGAUACGUUGUACGAGAAUGAAGACAGUUAUGACGAUACAUGCUAUCCGGAUGAAGAGCAGAAGGACGAAUACGAGGUGGAGGAUUACAAUCAGUUUCUGUACGAUGAGCAGUAUUAUGAGGAAGAUUUAGAAAAUCUUAGCAUAGAGAAUAUUUACUACCAGGGUAAUCUGGUGCGAGAGGACGGUACUGUAGUGGAGGCCUAUCAGUACCAUGAGGAAGUGAUGGAAGAUGAAGAGGAAACGGAGGAAGAAGAGGAGGAGGAGGAAGAGGGAGAAGAAGAAGAGGAGGAAGAAGAAGAUGAGGAAGAGCAUUGUGAACGAGGAAUAGCGAUCAUUGAUGAGAGUUUACAACCACCGCAAAUCGAUAUGGCCACAUCGAUGGAUUCUGACUGUGAUGAGAUCUACUUGAUGCCUCAGAAUGAGUCAAAGAAGUUGAUCAUACAUGAUUUCCUGUUUCACCAUAGUAAUAACGAGUUCGACAACGUCGAUGAUGAGUUCGAGGUCUCGGAAGAAGAUCUGGAGCCGAUCGACACGGGUAGAGAUCAGGAUACACUGACCAUUUAUAAGAUAUGCUCCAAAGAGAGCAUCCUAAGCUCAAAAGGUGAUUUAGACAAUACUGGGCGGAGUUCGUCGCUUGAUCCGUAUUUCUUAAAGUCGGAUUGUCUGACGGCACUGGAGCGCACUGCCUCAUUGGAAUUGUUAAGUAACUCCAGUGGUACGUUGAAUAAAUCCACUUUGACGGACUACGCAUUUGAUACGGUUAAAAACGCUAACCUAGACAGCUGUAGCACGUCGAGACUAAGCCUAUCGCUAAAAAGUGAAAUAUUCGAAGAAACGCUUGCAAAUGGAGCAAAUGAUGGAUCAGGUGAGAUUAAGCAAAUCAAGAACUGGAACAUCGAGGACUUUACGUUAACUCCUGAUGGAUCGUUCUCGGACGAAACCAUGAAUGAGCUGCUGAAAACUCAUUUGGCGGAAGAAACCGACAGCAAAACUCCAACUGAACCACGAGAGACUGUAGUACCUAAUUCAGAAAUGGCUCAAACGGAGAAUCCAAAUCCGUCAACGAGUGAGUAUACAAUAAUCGAUCUGGACGAAGAACCGUACACGAUGGAUCCCACGAUAUCGGAUUUCACGAACGAAAUAACCAAAGAAUUCGACCUGUUGUUUUCGCGUGCCGAAACGGAGUCCCGUGCCGCUAGCUACUCUGGAAGUCCUGUAUACGGCGAAGAGGAAGACGAUGAUCAGCAGGCAGUUCAACUGGGGCCCCUGGACGUGAUUGUGACGCCUAUUGUGAUCGACCUACCCACUCGCUACUCAAUGCAGAAACUAGAGCCCAUCAACCUAGACGAGGAAGAUAUAAAGAUAACCAGACAUACCGAGGACCAACUCAAAACGCAACACGAUAGUGCCAAAGUAGUAUCCGUAGUAGAUAACAAGAGUAAUAAGGUAGAUAAACAUAAAGCUUCAGAGUCGAAUCGACCGACGGUUGCAGCCCCGGUUUCGACCGGCGGUGAUCGUUUGCGGAAGGCUCGAAGUCAAUCCCUGGGUAACCUUAAGAACAAAACCAAAUGUUUUCCAUUAUAGAAGUUAAGAAACGCUGUAAUUAGUCGACUAGCUGUAUAGUGAAUGUGAACAGGUCGUCGGUUUGUGUUUCUGUUUCUACUCCGCGGCUCGCCAUUUUUUGUUCGGCGUUAGUGUGUUAGAAAGUGGUUAACGCAUAUGUAUUGAGACAGAUGUAAUGGCGAAAAUGUAACGAGAAAUGUAAUCUCUAAUGUAUCCUAUAUGGUGAGAAUUUCAAUCCGGCGCCCUUUUAUACGUUACGAUGAUUCUACAGUUACAGUGAUAUAAAAACCCUCACCUCUCAUUUGAAUUGUUAAAUAGAAGCCGGCAAAACGUAGCCAAAAUCGUUCGUCAACUCAUCGCCAUCAUCAAAUCAAGAAGAAAAAAAAUUGUAAAUUAAAACCAGAAAAGAUGACAUGUUCUAAAACUCAAAUAGUUAAUCCCAAUUGCAAAGAAUGUGUGGAACACUUCUUUCGGAAUCUCUAAGUAUAAGAUAACCCUAAUAGGCAUUGAAAAACACACACACAAACAUACCGAAUUCACUCUUUCCCCUUUCUCACACACCCAAACGCGAACACUUUUACACACAUGAAACGUACACAUCCAUACUUAUAGUAGAAGAGAUGAAAAUCAUACAUUUAUACAUAUUCCAUUUGUUACUUACUAUAUAUUUUUUGAAGGAGAGGUUUAUUAUGGUCGUACACCAGUGAAGAAGAGAUUCUUUAAAAGAAAUAAGUAAAUUUGAUUAACAUAGACUUCUUAUAGCGAAAAAAAUGAAGAUUUAUACAUAUUACCUUGAAAAUUUGAAAAACUAGUAGUUAAAGAUAAAACCAAAGUGUGAUACAGUGAAAGAACAGUGGUUAAUUGUUGUAAUGCAGUCACAGACGUCUUUAAAAGACGGUAAUUAUUACUUUGUUGAAUGUGAAAUUUAUAUAUGAAAAAAUGUAAACCCAACUCGGUGUUGUUUGCUCGGAUUGAGAAACGUUAGAAGAAAGACAGAAACGCGUGAUUUUGGGAUUCAAAGUUACAAUACAUGGGAAAACAUGGAAAUGAAAGUUAACUUUUGUAUCAUCUUUAAGAGAAUCCCAUAUUUUUAUACAAUCAGCUUUUAAACUACUUCUGUGGAUGAAAAGUCUCUCAGCAAAGCUUGUAAUUUUCUAACAUGAUACAUAGCGAGAAAAGAAAAUUUUAUAAGAUACAUAUACAACUUUUAACCAACAUCAGCAGCAAGUCAACAACAGUAGACUCUCCUUCGUAAUGGCCUUAAACCAAUUGAAAAGUAUUCCAAGAACGCAUUAUAGCAGUUUGUCAACUCACUUUGAUUAUCAUAACUGAAUCACUCUAACUCAUUCUUCAGACAAAAAAAAACAAAAUGACCAACAUUUUUAACUUGAUAACUACUGCAAGAAACAUCUUUUAAACGAAAAUCCUAGAAAGCAUUAAAAUACAUUACGAUGUAAUAACAGACUGUAACUGAACUGUGAACCGAAGCCAAAGCUCAUAUACUAUUCUUUGUUAGUUCUCAAACUUUCUGUAAAAAAUAACUUAUUCAUAAUCUUAUCAAACAUUGCUUCGCGCUGGAAUGAGUAACAAUAUAAAUUUCAAGCGAUGGUAAACCUAUUCCGCAAAACCCUAACGAAGGCAAGCAACACCGAGUUACCAGUCCACCAUUAUUGUUGUCAAUGAUUGUCAUUAAGCGUUUUAUAUACAUACCUACGUAUCAAAAUGGCGGCAAACAACCGAGCAAAACCCUUACGUUUCAAGUCCAAUUUUGUAUUGUUCACUGGUUCCGCUGCAAUAGAAUCAAAUUGACUCCGACAAAAUUCCCGUACCAACUCUUUUUUCACGCGAGUGAAUUUCACACGAUUUAUUAGAAAUAGUAGGCGCUACCACAUAACAUCCAAUGUAUCCAAUAGAAACGAAGCAACGCGGACAAAAACCGAAAGCCGUAACAUCCAUAGGUGUGAUUUGUAACGUUAAUGUGUACAAAAUUCCUCUCUUUUGUAUGAAACCAACGGCAUCGUGGCCGUAAAACACAGAAAAAAUCGCAGUUGAUGCACAAAACCAUAAAAAUUUAUAUGAUUGUUGUUAAAUGUUUUAUGUUGUUUGUAUAACAUUUAAUAAAAUGCAAACGUUUCCUACCAUACGCAGUGCUUGCGUCUGUACCUCCCACGUGGUCUUUAGAAAGGACAAACCAGAUGCAAUUCCUAUAGGCCUUUUGGAGCUCUGCAAUCUUUGUACGUUUUGCCUCAUACUCAAACGGGAGUGGAAACUACUGCAACCCAAUUUGUUGGCCUCCGCGAGUUCAGAACAUAAUUCUACCGCUGAUGCAACACACGAACAUGUGUAAGCGAACAAAUUGUUUAAUCGGAUUAAGCAUAAACGUUGUUAUUGUUAAAAUUACCUAUAUUCAUAUUUUGACACAAGGAAUCCACUAUUUACUCCUUUGGUAAAUGUUGUUUGAUUAACUUUCCCUUAUUUCUGUCUAUGUUAUUCAGAAAAUACAAGAAUUCAAUCAAAGAGGAAAUAUUCGUACAGUUUAACCAGAACUGUACAUUAUAGUCCAUUACGCCGACUAGCGUUCGUGCCAAUUCAUAGUGUUGAUCUCCUGAACAAUUUUUUUUUUCAAAUAUUUGCUCAUACUCUUCUUUACCGUUAGCAACACUACAGAAGCUAUAUAUGUACUACAAAUAAAGAACCGAAUUUUAUUUAACUUACAUAGACAAACCAAACCAAACUAAACUUUACGACAAAAAUUCCUUUUGUUACAUUUAUAACUAGGUGAGAAUGAAAACAAUAUUUUUAUAGGAAAUAAACAAAAAAAAAACUAUAUAAAUAGUAAAAUCAAGAUAA